Messenger RNA from Drosophila pseudoobscura, 935 nucleotides. RefSeq lists its product as uncharacterized. Lineage: Eukaryota; Metazoa; Arthropoda; Insecta; Diptera; Drosophilidae. The record is from RefSeq and is a predicted model, not a curated record. The transcript is spliced from 2 exons. The coding region runs from base 234 to 707 and encodes 157 amino acids.
GGCGACAGUAUCUUAAUGGCCCAAAACUAUUCGGAAAUAACUUAAAGUUUGCCUUAAAUUGUUCUUCAGUUUGGCUGGAAGUUCGAGGAAAACUUAUCCCAUAUGAUGGCAUUUUCCGCUUAUGUAGAUUCUGGCUCAUUAAAGAACGAAUUGUAAUUAUUUCAGAUGUUCCACAGGAGCAGCAAUUAAUCACUUGGAACUUCUUCGGAUUGGUCGGAUUGGAUGUCUGGCGAAUGCUGGAGAAUGGGUCUGCUCCAGCACGAGGAAAGUGCGUUUCUGCCGCAGGACCCAUCGGGAGUCCCAUUUCCGGUGACAAUCGCAGUCACUACUACCAGCUACCGAUGAUGUUGGCACGGGAAGGCGAUGCGCUUCCGAAAGGAAGAGAAAAAUCAACAGCUGGCAAAGAGCGAGCCAGAGCCAAGGUCGUUGCACAGCUCUCUCUCUCUCUCUCACUGUGUCUCUCUCUUCACCACGUGCCGUCAGGCAUUACGGCGACGGAGCACGAGACGAUACGACUCGGCACGAGAAAAAACUCACCACUAAACGAGGAGGCGAGGCGCCUCCGUGUUGGGACGCCACUGUCACUGCCAGUGCCAUCGCCUCCAUUCAGUUUAACGUCGAACUCUGCUGCUGCCAGUUGCCUGCGCCAAACAGCCACGGAACCAGCCAGAUUCAGCCAGCCAUUCAUCUACCAUCUCGAAGCAUAGUCAUAGCCAACCAGUCAGCCAUUCGAACAAUCGCCGAACAGCGACAGGUCGUGACGUGUGUCCUAGUGCCAAGAGUAGUGUCCCUCACUUUGCGGUGAUUCGUACAGACAGUCGGUCAAGUGUCUCGCAGAUAAUUGUCAUCAUUUUUAGCCCGGAUCGUGAUUGUUUUUGAGCGGAAAAUACACACGGAAUUACUGCUGCUGUCUGCUGCUGCUGCGGCACAAAUAA